AGACAAACAAAAACCUCGAUUUUCAGCUCCAUCAUCAUCAUCAUCAUCUUCUUCUUCUUCUUCUUCAUCACGAUCAUCAUGAUGGUUUUAAAAUAAGGGCGUUUUUAAGAAGAGGAAAUUAAAGCUCUUUGAUCUCUGGACAUUUGGCGUUUUGCUGCCGUCAGGGCGAUCGAGACGCACGAGAUCACGGGCUCCGUUUUCCUGAAUCGGUCUGAUUGCACCGGGGACGGACUGUACACGAUUGAGUAACCCUGCGGAUUAACACCUCCCCAAGCAUGGCGUGGCCGUGUAUCACUCGCGCGUGCUGCAUGGCCCGGUUCUGGUCUCAGCUGGACAAGUCCGACAUCUCGGUGCCUUUGGUCUUCACGAGCUACUCGGACGCGUGCGACACGAUCCAGUCGCGCCCUCAGCCCGGAGCAAGCGGGGUCGCCAUAGAAACGCAGCCUGGCGGCAUUGAGAGCGCACAAGAGGUCGUUUCUAAAGGCCCGGGCGCGCCCACGACAGCCGCGUCCAGCGAGAGCGCGCAUGGCUCCGUGAUGCGCCAGGACUAUAAAGCGUGGAAAGUGCGUCGCGAGCCGAGCUGCAAGCCCAAGCGCGAGUACCACGGACCGGAAGUGCCCUUGGCCACCGAGACGCAGUACCAGAAGGACUUUAAGCCGUGGCCGCUCCCGCGCAGGGAUCACCCGUGGAUCCCCAAAGCCAGCCGCACGGAGCAGGACGGCGGCGUGGAGAAGGGCCAGGUCGCCGACAGGGUGCAGGAGAAGGAGAUCCUGAAGCGGAAGCAGGCCACCAAGAUGGAGGGGUCAGAGGUCAAGCACGAGCCGCAGAAGCUCGGAGGGCGAGCGGCCGCGGACGCGCUCAAUCGGCAGAUCAAAGACGAGGUCGGCGCCGGAAGUUCCUACAGGACGGAGUUUAAAGCGUACACAGAUGUGAAACCGGUGAAACUCAUCCGAGCCAAAUCUCAGUACGAGCCCCCGGACGAUAAGACCAACCUGGAGACCAGCUACAGCGCCACCUACAGGGGAGAACAGGCCAAAGUGCAGCUGGCUGAUAACAAGGCGCAGGAGAGGAGGAGAGUGCGCACGCUGUACAGCGAACCCUACUUCGAGCCCACUAAAGUGGACAGAUUGAGUCUCCCGCGCUCCAAACCGAAAAAGACGCCAUCUUCUUCGUCCUCUCAUGGUAAAGCGCUGAAGAAGUCGAAGGAGAAGCAGUCAGGGUCGGGGCGCGGCUCCAAGAAGAAGAGCUCUGAGAAGCAGCGGCUGAGCGACAAGGAGAAAAGUAAAGAGAUGAACAACAAACUGGCUGAGGCGAAAGAGCUCGUGCUAAAACAGCAGCACUACAUUCAGCUCUGUCAGCCAAUCCGAGAUAUCGGUUGGGUGCAGACGCUAAAGCAACACCUGUGGCGCUGCGCUCUACCUGACCCAAGUGAAUCAGAGUCUACAGUUGGACGCAUCAGUGAUUUUUAUUCCUCUGGGACUUCUGGAGGAGAGCAGGAGCCACAGGAACCUCGCAGCAAGGCUGUGGUGCGCUUCGCACCUGACGUUAAAUACUGACAGACAGACAGAGACAGAGAGACAGACAGAGAGAGACAGACAUAGAGACAUGUAAUGUUCACUACUUAGCAUUCUUUAAAUUUUAUGGCAAUACAUCAAUAAUAUUUAUUUUUAAAAGCUGUCUGAUUUCUAUUGAUGAUUAGUAUUAACA
Neoarius graeffei (lesser salmon catfish) is the source of this 1707-nucleotide messenger RNA. It is a transcript of the gene map6a, whose product is annotated as microtubule-associated protein 6a. Bases 276 to 1556 code for a protein of 426 amino acids. The transcript has 5 exons. Gene Ontology annotation, molecular function: microtubule binding; calmodulin binding. Gene Ontology annotation, biological process: microtubule cytoskeleton organization; cytoskeleton-dependent intracellular transport; regulation of microtubule cytoskeleton organization. The record is from RefSeq and is a predicted model, not a curated record. NCBI's taxonomy places the organism in Eukaryota, Metazoa, Chordata, Actinopteri, Siluriformes, Ariidae. Gene Ontology annotation, cellular component: cis-Golgi network; microtubule; Golgi-associated vesicle.